Conger conger (European conger) is the source of this 2932-nucleotide messenger RNA. It is a transcript of the gene sft2d2b, whose product is annotated as SFT2 domain containing 2b. The coding region runs from base 280 to 768 and encodes 162 amino acids. Gene Ontology annotation, biological process: vesicle-mediated transport. The transcript is spliced from 8 exons. The record is from RefSeq and is a predicted model, not a curated record. Gene Ontology annotation, cellular component: membrane. NCBI's taxonomy places the organism in Eukaryota, Metazoa, Chordata, Actinopteri, Anguilliformes, Congridae.
CACUUUCUGUUUGUGGGAAUUAGCAAAUCACUUUCAUCUGAGUACUGUUUUACAUGGUCAGACCGAAAAGCAUUGAUCGUGUUAAUCUUUAACAGAUGAGUGCCAUCCAGUGAUGGCGCUAGCUUGUUUGACUAUAUAGAUUUCAUUUGGUUGUAGUUCGUGAUUUAGGCGGUACACAUUAGAGGAAAUCAGUGUCGAAUAAGGGUUGCGAUUAACAUUCAAAAAUUAUAAACGACUGUCGCGCAGUGUGAACUGUGGACUGCCAUUGCAUUGAUUUAAAUGGACAAGUUAAAGAAAGUUUUAAGUGGUCAAGAUGAGCACGAUGACGACAUCAACAUACUCCAGGCAGCGAACGAGGCCUCCAGGCUCGGUUGGGGUACACGCGUGAAGGGGUUCAUUGCAUGUUUUGUUCUUGGGGUGGUAUGCUCUGUAUUGGGAGCAUGCAUGCUGUGGCUUCCCAGAAUUGGACUAGUUUUGUUCGUUGUCUUUUACACCUUGGGCAAUUUUGCCUCGCUGACCAGCACAAUGUUCCUGAUGGGGCCCCUGAAACAGGUGAAGAAGAUGUGUGAGAAGACCCGGGCACUGGCUUCUGCCAUUAUGCUGACCUGCUUUGCUUUGACACUCUGUGCUGCCUUUUGGUGGAAGAACAAUGGACUUGCUCUGCUGUUUUGCAUUUUGCAAUUCCUGGCAUUUGCUUGGUAUGGCCUAUCCUACAUCCCUUUUGCAAGAGAUGCGGUGAUAAAGAUGUUCUCCAUGUGCCUGAAGUGAGAAGGUCUUCUAUAAGCUCACCCGACCCAUCUCUUCACAGCUCUGUCCCUGCUUUUUGGGGUGCAGAGCACCCUCUUCUCUUUCUGGCACAGAGUCUCUGAACAGGUGGCACUCCAGUGGGCCCAUCUCCACCUUCCAACACCAAAAAUAAAAAGGCUUCACAGUGUUCCCUCUGCCAUGCAGCACCACCCUGUAAGGCUUCCAAAAUGUAAAUGGCCAAUUUGGGUUGAAAAGUUGGAGAUCCAAUCAACAUAUAACAAGACUGGAAUCAUGGAAUGAGGUUUUCGGUUAUGUCACAGCUUGUGUUUGGCUUUGCAGUUGCUGAAGAGGUUGCCUUUGUGUAUGUGAAACAUGUACUGUGUUUGUUUACUCUCCUGGUCAGUGGUUUACAUUAAGGGUUACUUGGACAAUUGUGCAGGAAAGGCCAUAGUUCAUGUGUACAUGAUUGCAAAAUGAAGUGCUUAAUAAUUUCUGGUGAACUAGUAUUAAGAGGGGGUAAAAUGAGGAAAAAUGCCUCACUGUGAUAAACAUCCAGCUAAACUAGCUUGAUGUUCAGUAGCUAAGGGAGUUUGGUAAAAACCAUUACUCUUCUGUGUGUUGCUACUUAUUCUAGAGUGAGCUGCCCAAGUGAAGCCAAAUGCUCUUUUUCAACAACCAUCUACCAUCUCCUUUUCCAAGGAUGGGAAUGGUUUUCGAGAAUUGGUAUGUUGUAAUUUCCACAUUUGUGUAGGCUGUUUUAGUGGUCAGAACAAUUUACCAUCAGAAACUGAUUUUAAGAUCUAAUUUCCCUUUGAAUCAACAUGGAGAUUUUUCAAAUGUUUCAUUUUGUAAUUGAUAUGCUAAAAAUUCAUACAGGAUCCCCUCUGCAUUACAAAACAAAUAUGGAGUCUGACAUACCUUAAUACUUGCUGCUAAUGAAAGAGGAACAACUUAAUUUGUCCUGCUCAUAAACUGGAUUAAAGGCUAUUAUAUUAAUGAGAAACGUCUAUGCCUUUUCAGCUCCUGUAGUGAAUGAUAACUUUGACAGGAUAAAAAAAAGCUCAGCUGAAUAUGAUGGUCUUAAUGUCGCUAUAUUAAAGGCAUAUCCUCCUCUUAAUUUUGUGCCUCUGUACCACCUCACUGUGCAUUUUCUCUUUCCGAAUACACUGGUCACUGUGGUGAUGCACCUGUAAUUGGCCCCUCCUGCUUACUGUAGACAGUGGCACUCUAGCCUAAUCGUAUCUGUACCUAGGUGGUGCCAUAAUGGUGGGGUUAUGGGCAAUAACACCAUGUAUUUAUGUUGGUCAUUGUGAAAUGUUUUAUCUGAGAGGAAUUCAUUAUCUGAGCUGAAUUAAUGAUACAUAUGAAAAAAUAAAAAUGUGUUUAUUUUCCUUGUAGUUGUAUUUUUGUUAUUAAGCACCUGCAGGUAUAUAUUCAGCCAAUUACCCCUCAUGACAAUGACACUGCAUCAGAACACAAGUCUUUUCAACAAGAUUUUUUUUCUCAAGUUUUUAAGUUCAGUUGAAUAUCCUUAUUUGUUGUGCAGUCAAAUGAUAAAUUUGUGAUUUUCUGAAUAAUGCAGUUCUAGAACUAUUCCUGCCAAUCACUUUACUGUUGUAAAGUUAGUUUUUUUCCUUUCCAGAGACUGCUUCUCUCUAUAUAGUAUGUUAUUUGUCAUUCGAACCAAUGUUAGAUGCAUUAUCUGUAUGUAUUCACACAACUUGCUUUAAUAAAUGCUGCCUUUCUGUCAGUUUUUUUUCCUUUUUAAACUGUCUCCUCAGCUUGCCCUCUAUGUAGUCAUGCUUGCUACAUGACAAUAUAAGUGGUUAUAAUGGACAGUCAGAGUUGGUAUAGCAUAAGUUAAAGAUGAUGAGGGGGGAGGGGGUGCUUUAGUGUCUGUUAUCUGACAAUAUUUUUAGUGGUGAUGGGCAGCCCUAUAAACUGUGCCUUGGUCUUUAAAAAUGGAAAAUGUAUCUCAUAAUUUUCAGAUUUCAGAAAUGAUUGUGUGAAAGCCACAUAAAAAGGCUCGUUUUUAUUAUGAGAAAUUGGCAAAUUUUUCAUUUCAUUAUAUCCUUAGUUACAUCAUUGCAUAUCCUUUCUUAAUAGGAUAUAUGGCAGUAGAAUUGCAUGCUUAUUUGUUACCUUCCUAUUAGGGGUAAUGGUGUGGUUACUAAGAAUCCUCUGU